Molecule: messenger RNA, 891 nt
Organism: Ilex paraguariensis (yerba mate)
Lineage: Eukaryota; Viridiplantae; Streptophyta; Magnoliopsida; Aquifoliales; Aquifoliaceae
Source: the annotation of a GenBank genome assembly
AUGGAUGUAGAUGAUGAUGGGUCUGUUGUGGAGGUUGGGAAGUCUUUGUCUGUACCUGGGUUUCUCAGGAAAGUGUUCACGCAGGAAUUGGGUGAUGAUGGUGGUCGUGAUCACAAACUAUUGGUGAUAGUUGUUCAUGUUGUCCUCUUAGAGUCUAGCUUCUUUGGGUUUGAUCCUGUUUCCAAUAUCGAGUUUCAAAGUUUAGGGAAGUUCUUUAAUAUUUAUGAGUCUUUAGCUAAUGGGUUUGGAAUGCAUUGGGUGCAUUUGGAUGAACACAGUUUGGUUCCUUUCUUGAGCACCACGCCUAAACAACAAAUCACAGAUUUUGAAGCUAAGGUUGGUAGUAUUUUGGAUUUUAAUACCCAUAACGAGAAAACCCUAGAUUUGAAUACACAGAAAGAGAAAAGUUUGAAUUUGGAUUCACAAAUUAGGAAAAAUCAAGAGUACAUGGAUGUAGAUGAUGAUAGCUCUGUUGUGGAGGAAUUGGGUGAUGAUAGUGGUUGUGAUCACAAACUAUUGGUGAUAGUUGUUCAUGCUAUCCUCUUAGAGUCUAGCUUCGUUGGGUUUGAUCCUGUUUCCAAUAUCGAGGUUCAUGGGUUUCAGUUUCCCAAUGAAUGGCCUUCCUCGGCAUUUAGGAUGUCAUUAAGUGUUAAUGGCAGUGUUAAUGAAAUUGAUACUGUUGUAUUGAAGUUUCAGAGUUUAGGGAAGUUCUUUAAUUUUUAUGGGUCUUUAGCUAAUGGGUCUGAAACGCAUUGGGUGCGUUUGGAUGAACACAGGUUGGUUAUGUGCGAAUGGAUACGACGGAGAAAGGAGAUGGCAUCAUUGGUUCACAAACCAACUGGCCAGCAGAGUAAUUUCUAUGUUUUCGAUGCAAUCGAAGGAGAUUCAUAA